UCCCGCUCACUAGCAAAAAAAUACUACAAAUCCUGUGCUGCCAUGGCUCCAAGCCAUCGGUUCUUCUGGGCCUCGUGUCUACCGCUGAUGCUCGCUGGCGCGGUGGCUGAUCAACAAGCAGAAGGCUGUUCCGGCUCGGCGGCGAGGUGCGGCGACCUCACCAUCUCUGAUCCAUUCUGGCUCGUAGACUUGAAGACGGGAAGAUCAUGUGGUCACAUGGAUUUCCGGGUUGCUUGCUACAACAACACUCCAGUCCUACGGUCUACUGAAACCUUGGGUUUUGCGAUCAUCCAGAUGAACUACAACGACCGCAGUCUGCGUGCGAGUGAUCUGGGCAAGCUGAAUUUACUGAAGGCCUUCAACAGCUGCCCCUUGUUUGCCGCCCUGACCUGGAACACCUCCGCCAAACUCAGCAGCCAGUUCCAGAUCAGCAACAUGAACCAGAACCUGAUUAUGUACAACUGCACCGAGGCGGCCGCGGCACGUAGGGGAGACAGAGAGCUGGUGGAGACGAUGCUUAGGUGCGGGAACCAGAGCGAGAUGCUUGUCAGCGUGGCAGGGCGUUACGAUGAGACGAGCGACUACGGCAGCUAUGCGCUAGAGGGAUGUGACGCUUACGUCAUACCGGUGCUGGGCUCGUCGUCCGGCGUGGCAAACGCGAGAGACUACGAGAAGCUCAUCCGGGACGGCUUCCUCCUGACAUGGAACCCUCCUCUUGCAAGUAAGUUGGCUCACCCCCUCAAAUCAUCUUUCAAUCAAGUUGCAAGCUAG
Molecule: messenger RNA, 771 nt
Organism: Lolium rigidum
Lineage: Eukaryota; Viridiplantae; Streptophyta; Magnoliopsida; Poales; Poaceae
Exons: 1
Coding region: 43-771 (242 amino acids)
Molecular function (GO): polysaccharide binding
Source: RefSeq, a predicted model, not a curated record